Molecule: messenger RNA, 1670 nt
Organism: Bombus impatiens (common eastern bumble bee)
Lineage: Eukaryota; Metazoa; Arthropoda; Insecta; Hymenoptera; Apidae
Product: odorant receptor 13a-like
Exons: 5
Coding region: 240-1568 (442 amino acids)
Biological process (GO): detection of chemical stimulus involved in sensory perception of smell; sensory perception of smell
Cellular component (GO): plasma membrane
Molecular function (GO): olfactory receptor activity; odorant binding
Source: RefSeq, a predicted model, not a curated record
GAACGUUCGCUCCUUACUUUUCUUUCGUUCUUUCUCGUCAUUUCUUUUCCGAAACAUCAAAUAACGGUGCACCAAUGAUAAUAAUAAUAAGGUAGACACAAAGUACGAUAUCGGUGAAUGAAAGGAUGCCAAUACAUCAAAGCAACUGAUCGUCUCUAAUACGUUGCAAUAAUCGACAUAGAUCGUGUACAAGUGUACCAGUUCAAUGUCCUAACAUACUAGAAUAUUAGCAGUACGAUAUGAGUUUUCUGAAGAGCCACGACAUAUCUAUCAGCUUGACGUCGACAUUUAUGAAGCUCAUUGGAAUAUGGACGUCGAAAAACCAAAUGGAACGACGCGUCAGACUUAUUACGCUGAUUUACGCGUUCUCCAUUAUUCUCUUUGCUCUAUGGAUAGAGAUUACGGAUACUUACUAUUCGUUCGAUGAUUUAAGUACCCGCAUUUACAACGUGUGCAACAUUUUGGCGGUCCUAAUGCCUCUUCUGAAGAUGACAGUAUUGCUUGCGCAUAAACAAGAAUUUUUUCAUUUAAUCGUAUAUACGCAACGAAGAUUUUGGCACGAGAAUUACGAUGAGGACGAGAAAAAGAUUUAUAUGGACUGCAAACGCAAAUGUACCGUCUUUGUUUGUUUCGUAAUAUUCACCACCAAAGCGACCCUUAUUUGUUACGCCCUUAGUCCAAUUCUUGAAAAUAUUGGAAGGAACGAAUCGGAUAGGGAGCUUCCAUUUAAUAUGUGGAUUGACUUGCCACUGACAGCGACACCAUACUAUGAAAUAACACUUCUGUUGCAGGUACUGAAUUAUUUCCUUUCCAUAAUACUCAACGUAUAUAAUACCGUUAAAUUUAAUACCAGUAACAAAACAAUGGAAAUCUUUAUACAUUCACAGCUCAUGGCAUUGUAUUAUGUUGGAGUCGGCUAUUUCUGUUUCGACAAUCUAUUAUGCGUCAUGAGUCUACACUUAGCUACUCAAUUUCAAAUACUGCAAUAUAAAAUGUCCCGCAUGACCGAUUUAACGAAUAAAGAGAAGGGAGAAACAAAUCCACAAUUGUUCUCAGGAUCAUCGGCAAAUAAAUGUUACACCGCCUUUAAGAAAUAUAUUCAACAACAUCAAGCUCUCAUAGCUUAUUGUCGCAAACUGGAAUCGGUAUUUAAUUUGCCUGUUUUGGUGCAAGUGCUGGCGUUCAGUUUGGUAAUGUGUCUCGAUGGGUACCAGAUACUUAUGCCAGGGGCACCUACCAGAACACGUUUCAUCUUCAGCUUCCAAUUAAUAGCCUGUCUAUGCCAAUUACUGAUGUUCACCUACAGCUGUGACUGCAUCAUGCAAGAAAGCACGAGCGUAGCUUUGGCAGUGUAUAAAGGACCUUGGUCAUUUUUGCCUGCAACCGAAAGCGGUAUGAUGAUGCGAAAAGACUUGAUACUCGUUACUAUAAGAUCUGGCGUACCUUGUUGCAUAACAGGCUAUGGAUUCUUCGUCGUGUCUCUAGAGACAUACACUCGGGUUUUAAGUACUGCGGUAUCAUAUUUCACACUGUUAAGACAAACUACACAGGAGACCCUCAAUUCGUAAUAUAUAUAUUUCAAUUGCAAGUAUACAGAAUGACUAGUAACAGAUGAUAAAGUAUGUAAGGGGUGCUGUUGCAAAGUGAAAUAAAACUACAAUGAAAAAUAA